Molecule: messenger RNA, 1012 nt
Organism: Trematosphaeria pertusa
Lineage: Eukaryota; Fungi; Ascomycota; Dothideomycetes; Pleosporales; Trematosphaeriaceae
Exons: 1
Coding region: 225-773 (182 amino acids)
Source: RefSeq, a predicted model, not a curated record
AAAGGGGCUGCUAGGCAUCAAUCCAUGCUCGCGAACUACCAUCAAGGGCGGUUACUGGGCUCAUACCGUAUUCGGCAGCACGUUGUACCCCGAAUGUUUCGGGACCAUGAACGUUCGGUCGUCCAUCCUGCAGCUGCGGAGAGGUCAUACGAGCGUCAGCCUACACUCGCCUGCCGCUUCAUGUCUCCUGAUAUGUAUUUGCUGAUUUGGGUUCCUGUGCUCAGAUGCCUAGGCAUUCGGAAAUACCGAGUCUCCUAGUUAGUGUCGUUUCCGGUGAACGUCGGUUAUCUAUCGAGCACGCCCAGUACCCCGCAUUUGUUGCUCCCAGGGCCCACAGCAGCAGCACAGAACGUUGCGCUUGCGAUGACGAUCGGGCACCGAGAAUAGGUCACAUGCGCACGACUACCGAUGGGCUUUGCGCCUUCCUCUCGGAUGGAUGCGUCUCUUAUACCGCCCCUUCGAUGCGGCACGGCCAUCUCGCACGUCUUCCCACCUCGUUUCGAACGAUAUCCGUGCCGUUAGCUACAACAGCAACACGACUGCAGCUUACCGCAUGCUCCUGCAUCACCCGAGGCGUGGGGGUGACGGCGCUCAUGGUUUACAACCUGGGGAUAUGCACGCACCCUCGAGAUCUAGAUCUGAUCUAUGCCCAGAAAAUCCGGCAAGCUCCACCCCAGCCUUGCGCACCUCCAGCCUGGCCUAUAAUCCCGCUGCUUCCUCGCCAAUUUUCUGAUUGGACGGCUGUCUCCUGUCCGUGGUCAUCCCAGGGCUGAAGACCUAUGUCGCGUCAGGAUGCAUUUCGCUCCCUCGGCCAUGCUUGACUACGGCCUCGCCGGGACAGGAGGACGAAACGGUCGUGCUUUGUUUCAGCGUCGGUAAAUUCUUCUCCAAUGGUCCUCCUUGUGCGCCGUCGAACGACUUUGCCAGCAAAUCGGAUCUUGGUUGACGCGGUAUGCCGGAUAAUCCAGUACAACGACAAGAACGCAAUGCUACCGGGUGCAGAUAUCUACUC